This is a messenger RNA of Lepus europaeus (European hare), 486 nucleotides long. Its product is annotated as doublesex- and mab-3-related transcription factor C1-like. The transcript has 5 exons. NCBI's taxonomy places the organism in Eukaryota, Metazoa, Chordata, Mammalia, Lagomorpha, Leporidae. The record is from RefSeq and is a predicted model, not a curated record. The coding region runs from base 1 to 486 and encodes 161 amino acids.
AUGCCCCAGCCACAGGCCUGCCCUUGCUACAUCCCCAAUCAGGGGAUACCCCCAGGGAUGUUGUUGUUAAGCCAUCCCCCAGAACCUACAUUUCUGCCCUGCACUCCAGUGACCACAGAGCCACCACAGAUGUUUGCUAUUUCUGGUCAGCCCCAUGGGCCUACUCUUCUGCCUGGCAUAUGCUCAAGACUGAUCCUUCAGCCUUGUGCCACCCUUGACCCUCGUCUACUGCAGCCACAGGUCCAGAAAGGCUCUGAGCAAGAUGUGGUUGCUGCUUCCGAGUGGCAGCGGAAGCUGGAGGCUGCUGAGGCACUGUUGGCUCUAAAAUACUCUCGCCCAGUGCCAACUGACUCCACCACUCUGGCCCAGCCCUGUGGCCCUCCAGCUCCUGCUGGAGAAAGAACACUGCAAUCUCCCAUUCCUGCUGAGUGUGCCAGGUCAGCCACCUCCAAUUCACUGCCUGGUGGACAUCUGGGCUGCAUCUGA